CCACUUACAUUGUGGCUCUUUCAAAGGCAUUUUUCAACAGUUUGGCUCUUCGGUUGAGCAGGGUUGGGUAACGCUGCCCCAGAUAGUUGUGGUCAGCCAUAGACUGGGUUUUAACCUAGUUUUGUUCCUUUCAGAAUAAGAUAUUCCCCUCAGCAUUCUUUUUGAAAAUAUCACACAGAGUGUGACUGAUUUACUUUCUUUUUCCUCUAAUAUAAUGUUGAUAAAGAUGACGAGGACUGGCGAGGAGGUUGGCGGGGAGAAUCAGCAUUUGCUCCCACACCUGACCUGAAGAACAGCACUGAAAGCUUUUCAUGAAGAAGAAGAUGUGUUGGCCCUUCUUAUGACCGGCUUCAGCAUUAGUUUGUAAAAGCUAUAGGCAGGGUUUGACUGUAAAGGCGUUUGCACACUAAGCCUGUUUUUUUUUUUUUCAACUAAAUUUUUGCACGUCAAAAAAGAACAAUGAUUUCAUAUUUUAUUCUCUCUCUCUAACUCUAAGAAUCAGUGAUCCUUUAGGUGUUUUUUAGAGAAGUCGGAAGAAAAAAGUGAAAGAAAAACAACAUUAAUGCAGCUUAAAUGACUAUAAGGCAAAGUUUUACAGCAUCAUAGUUGCAGGUUUUUGUCUCUGCCUUUGGCUGAUGCUGAGGGGAGGAGUGUGUUUACAGUUUAGUGAAGGAGUCCAUCAUUUAGAGUAGUGGCUUCUAUUUCUAAUACGGAAGAAGAACACCAGAAACCAAAAGACUGUCAACCAUGAAAGUCCAUCAAUCUCUGAUCUGCUUCUUCUUCCUCACUCUGAGGGAUGGAGGGACUGCUUUAUGGAAUACAGAUAUCGGUGUCCGCACAGAAACUGAAGGGAAAAAAAUCACAGUAAUGUGCACCUUCAAAUUACGUGGAUGGAGGAGGAUGUUUUGUAGGAAUGACUGUGAUGAAGAGAUUCUUGUUCAAACAGAUGGUGUCAGAGCUUCAAGUGGCAGAUACAGCAUUGGAUAUAAAGAAUCUGUUACAACUAUCUAUGUGAGCAUCACAAAUCUGACAAAGUCUGACUCUGGAAAGUACAAAUGUUAUUUGGAGAGAGAGUUGUUUCCAGAUUCUAGUGAGACGUUUGAGCUCAGAGUCAGUGACGCAACAGCCACCUCAAAACCAACAGUGACUCUCCAACCUUCUUCAGCAUCGACCACAACAACCUCCACACAGAGAUCCAGCUCCACUUCAGGAAGUACCAAAACUCCAUCACUCUCCUCUGAGACCACAAAGAAGUCUCUGCAGCAGACAUCAGGUUCAGGUCAUCUGCUGUAUUUGGGUCUAGUUCUUCUCAUCCUGGUCAUCAUAUUAUCAGUGGUUCUACUGAUACUCUACAGGAAAAGGACCAGAAAACCCAAAGGACCACCUGUUCACACUGAGUGUGCCGAGAUCCAGGAGGUGAACCAGGUGUAUGAGGAGAUCAGAGAGGACAGACAGAACAGAUCUCCUGUGGGCGUUUCUACAGUUUACACGAGUGCCACGUUUGCAAAACCAAACAAUGGACCCACAGACGACUACAGCCUCAUCGACCUACCAAGUUCCCAUGACAAAACUGAAGAUGACUCGAGGAACCUCACCUACUCUGAAGUCAAUUUCUCCCACAAUCAAGCCGCCUCACUCAACAGCGCCCCCUCUGGUGGAGUAAAUAAUGUCAUUUACUCUGAGCCUCGGGUCGAAGCUCCUCUGUACUCUACUGUCACUUCACAUUAGCUUUAGCUUUAAUGCUAUUCAGCAGGUUUACUCUGUGACUGACAGGUGAACACACAGGUUUGAAAGGUUACAGUUCAAUAUACAGCAUAAACAUUUGUAGCCUCAUGAGACUUUUUUCUACUCUGUUAAGUUAAGCUUCUAAGUAUUUUUAAAGUAUUUUUGUUAAAGUUUUAUAGGACCCUGGCAAAAGAUCAGACAGAUCUGUGUAUUUCUUGUAAAUAAAGGUUACAUUUCCUAUUUAAAGACUGUUUGAAACAGGGAUAUUCCCGUAGUUUUGAAGUUGGCUAUUAAAAGGUACUUUGAAAUAAUGAUGGCAUUAGUCCCCCUAAGACACCGAUCAUCAACUGGAGGCCCGGGGGCCACAACAGGCCCCCCACAGCUUCCCAUCCAGCCCCCAGUAGCUUGAUUAAAUCCAGAAGAAAUAUUGCUGUAUUUAGAGUAUCUUUUUUUUCUUUACUUCUAUGAUACCUACAGAUAUUUAGGAAACUCCAAAAAUAAGACUGAAACUUUUUUAAAGAUUGGCUUAAUGUUUGAUCCAAUUACAAAAAUCCAACUAUUAUUAACCAUUUUUAGCAAAUAAGAUUCAUGACAAACUGGUCAUAAGUCCAUUCUUGAUUAAAGCAGCAGAUUUUUGCGUAAAUCUUAAAAAUCAGGGGUGUUGAAAGUUUUUUUCACUGCCUGAGAAUUAAAACAAAAUGUCAUUUUCCUUCAUGUGUUUUUCACCAAUGAGGAAGCAGCAAAUUCACAUCAAACUAGAUGGCAGCCCCAGAAAAGUGUGGCUUAAAUAUCUCAAACGCCCCCUUGUGGCUUGCUGCAGUAUAAGGAUUGAACUGUGUGAAUAGGGACUGAGUUCACUGCUAAAGGCUAAAAAUAAGCUACAUUUCAAAGAAAAAAACAAUUAUUUAGACCGAAAUGUUUCUUUUAUUUAGUUUAUUUGGCACACAGGCCCUCAGUGUCUGCAUAAACAUAAGCUGGCCCUUGUAGAAAUGCAGUUGAUGACCCCUGCCCUAAGAUUUCAGUGUGCUCUGUCUCUUUAAGGAGAAAGCACUGAAGGCACUAGCAAGGAUGCUAGGUUAUACAACACCGAACACACUCACUGACAGGACCGGCCCAAGCUUACUUGGGGCCCUAAGUAACAGAACUUGAGAUUUUGUUCAUUUUAUUUCAAACCACAUCAUAGAUAUUGAGAGAAAUUCAACAUAUAACGUCACGUACAUUACUUUAGUUAAAGCUGAAGUGAUUUGUUUCAGUUGAUUCUUUAAAUGAGUUAAACUAGACUCAUGUAUUUGACCAGUGUGUAUGAACUGUCUAUCUAGUCCACUGAUGAUCAUCCCUGUACAUAAUGGUAGUGACUAUUAGAUCCAGACUCUGGGCCCACUGGCAUGCAGUAAACUGAGCUGUGAGCGGGACUGUUGUGGAUCUGGAGAGGACUGUGACUGUCUCUGGAAGUUCAGGAAGUCCUCCACUCCUCUGACUCUGCUGGGAUGUCAUGGGUUUUACCGUUCUGCACACAGAUGAAGAAGAUGUUAUAUUAUCUCGUGUUAUUAGCGAUUUCACCACUCGAUGUCAGUGUUGAUAUUUUAUGCUGCCUCUAGGUUUAGGCUGUAGGCUUCACAGUACUCACAUAGGCAAAAUGCCUUGUCAUAUUUUUCAUCCACGCUGGAUGAUGUUUGAUGAUUAACGGCAGUUAGCAAACGUUAUUUUUAGCCGUUAGCACCUGUAGCAAACAUGGGGUCAAAAAAUGCUUUUCAGUGAUUGGUUAAAGUAAAAGAAUACGUCAUACACUAUGUUGCCAAAAGUAUUCACUCACCCAUCAAAUAAUUGAAACCAGGUGUUCCAGUCACUUCCAUGGCCACAGGUGUAUAAA
This is a messenger RNA of Cheilinus undulatus (humphead wrasse), 3595 nucleotides long. RefSeq lists its product as uncharacterized. Bases 748 to 1728 code for a protein of 326 amino acids. The transcript is spliced from 7 exons. The record is from RefSeq and is a predicted model, not a curated record. NCBI's taxonomy places the organism in Eukaryota, Metazoa, Chordata, Actinopteri, Labriformes, Labridae.